Molecule: messenger RNA, 5124 nt
Organism: Impatiens glandulifera
Lineage: Eukaryota; Viridiplantae; Streptophyta; Magnoliopsida; Ericales; Balsaminaceae
Product: histone-lysine N-methyltransferase ASHH2-like
Exons: 18
Coding region: 278-4693 (1471 amino acids)
Biological process (GO): regulation of DNA-templated transcription
Cellular component (GO): chromatin; nucleus
Molecular function (GO): protein binding; histone H3K36 methyltransferase activity; zinc ion binding
Source: RefSeq, a predicted model, not a curated record
AAAAAAUUUAUUCUUUCACCGGUCCACCCUCUCUCUCUUUCUACAUCUCUAUAGAAAAAUUUCUGUAUAAUUUUUCGAUACAUAUGCGAGUUUUACUUAUCUCUGUUCUUGCAUUUUUGGCGGCUUUGGAUUACUUCUCCGUCUUCAUCAUCAGGAAGUAAGUGAUUGGUUUCUGAAGAGAUUUUGCUACUUUGACAUUAUUACCGAGAUUGUUAUCUCCCAGAGUGGAGAUGUUGUCCAGAUAUCAUCACCUCUAUUAGAAACUGAAGUUCAUGCUAUGGAUUCAAAUUGUGAUGUUGAGGGGUUGUCAGUUUCUAUGCAAUCAUGUGAGCCUUUUAGUAUGACUGGGACUAGCUGCGCAAUUGAACCUGAUGUGGAGGAUACUAGUCUUGUUGCUGUUAUUGACACUAGUCCUGUAUUGAGAGGGGAUAAAGACAAAGACAAUGUUGCAUGCAAUUAUGCCCCUGAAAUUCCUGGCCCAGAUAUGACUUGUUUGGAUUCUAGAAAGAAUGCUAGAAAGGGUAAAGUAAAUCAGAAUGCACGAAAGAAUAAAGCAACAAGGAAAUGUGAGAGGCUAGCCACAAAGCAGACACAUUUGAAUACUGUUUUGCAGAAUGUUGAAAGGAGGAGGAGAACAAAUUUAUGCAAAACAGGACGUUCUUCUAGUUGGGGAUCAUUAGGGAAUAUCGCUCAACUUUUGGUUCAAAAUUUACCUGCUGAUGUAGUUGAAAAAAAGCAUACUAAAUCUCAAAGAGGUAAAUCUGCACAGGACAGCAAAAACAAGGCGAAAGAUGGCAAAAGUUCAAAAUUUUCAAAACAAAAUAACUAUACAUCAACUGGUCGUCCCAUUCGCCUGAAAGUUAAAUUAGGUAAUGAGCCUGUUGGGAGUUGCCCAGCACAAAGUGUAGAGGAAAAUGCCAAACAAAACUGCUUGGUUCAAAAUAUGGAAAUACCGGAACUGAAAGAACUUUGCAAAGGUUCCAUUUUAAAAAUGCCUGUUAUGGUCCAUUCGUGUAAUCAUCAGUGUACACAUUCUCAGAUUGAGGGUGAAGCACUGAGAGUUGCUGCUGAUAAUCAGUACUUGGAUCCUGGAACAUCACCUGAUUCAGAAGUUAUCAACCUUAUCUCGGAUACCCAAGUAGAUGGAAAGGCUGAAGAAGUUACUCGUCAUGCUAAGAUCUCCUCCAAAGCUUCUGCAGCUCUUGGAGAUGUGAGAGAUUUGCAUCUACCAGAAUUGAUUGGUAAGGAUGGAAAUAACCCUGUCAUGCUUCAUCAGGAAGAUAAUUGUUGUAUGGACGAUAGAUUGCCUAGCCCUGAAAUCACAGACAAUAUUAUUUUACUGGAGAAACAUGAGAAGGGGGGAAGUGGAGAUAUUUACAAUGGCGAGGGAUGCUCUAAAGAACUGUUGUCAUCAUCAUUGUUGAUGGAGUCUAGAGGUUCUGGAGAGGUUAAAAAUUGCAGAGGUGGUUCAGAAACUACUAGAUCUGGUGGUCAUGACAAAGGAUUUGAAUCACCUGAUUCAAGUGUCCCCAAGAAAUUACUUGUAUAUGCUAAGGGGCACAAGAAAUCCAAAAAUUCAAAAUCCAGAAUAGUUGGUAAAAGCAUGCUGGAAGUCACUAAUUCUCUGGAUAAGCAGAAAGGGAAAACUUCUAAACUGAAGGGAAAGAAUGGAAAGCCAGUUAGUAAGAAGAAAUCGAAAGAGGAAGGUGCUCAUGGUCAAGAUGUUUCCAAAAUUGAAAAUGAUCAUGAAACAGUUGAUGUUGAAGGGAAUAAAUUGGAUAAUCUUCCAUCAGUCAAAAGAAGAAUUGGGAAUUCAACGGAGGGGGUGCUCAAAUCUGGCAUGAUGUCACCUCAUGCUUCAGAAUUGCAAUUUCCAUCCCCUAGGAUUGCUUGGGUCUGCUGUGACGAUUGCUUAAAAUGGAGGCGUAUUGCAGCUACUCUUGCAGACUCCAUUGAAGAAACAGACUGCAGAUGGACAUGCAAGGACAAUAUGGACAAAGAAUAUGCUGACUGCUCAGUACCCCAAGAGAAGUCCAAUGAUGAUAUUAAUGAGGAGUUGGAAAUAUCAGAUGCAUCUUGUGGGGAAGAUCCUUGUAAUACUUACUCAAAUUCCAGGAAGUUGGAUCAUAAACAAUCUCCUCAAGAUGCAUCUUGGACGCUUAUCAAGUCAAAUUUGUUUCUGCACCGUUCCCGCAAAUCCCAAACCAUUGACGAGAUAAUGGUUUGCCACUGUAAAUCAUCUCCUGAUGGAAGAAAGGGUUGUGGUGAUGGCUGCUUGAAUCGAAUGCUUAACAUUGAAUGUGUACAAGGGACUUGCCCUUGUGGGGAGCUUUGUUCCAAUCAAAAGUUCCAGAAGCGUAGUUAUGCCAAAUUAAAGUGGUUCCGUUGUGGGAAGAAGGGAUAUGGGCUCCAGGUGGUUCAAGACAUCCGCAUAGGACAAUUUCUUAUUGAAUAUGUUGGGGAGGUGCUUGAUGUUCAUGCUUAUGAGGCACGGCAAAGGGAAUAUGCUUCCAUGGGACAUAAGCACUUUUACUUCAUGACUUUGAACGGCAGUGAGGUUAUAGAUGCAUGUGCUAAGGGGAAUUUGGGUCGUUUCAUAAACCAUAGUUGUGAACCUAAUUGCCAAACGGAAAAGUGGAUGGUGAAUGGAGAAGUUUGUAUUGGACUUUUUGCAGUUCGUGACAUUAAGAAGGGUGAAGAGUUGACAUUUGAUUAUAAUUAUGUCCGGGUGUUUGGUGCUGCGGCAAAAAGAUGUGUUUGUGGCUCCUCUCAGUGUCGGGGAUACAUAGGUGGUGAUAGAUCAAAUGCUGAAGUGAUUGUUCAAGAUGAUUCAGAUGAGGAAUAUCCUGAACCCCUAAUGGUGUAUAAGGAAAAUGAAAUUGAUGAUGAUUUGAGAAAUUUACUAUAUGCACCCAGUUCUUUGGAUGAUGUUGAAACACAUGCUAUAAACAGCAAACUAGAAGUGGAUGCAGGCAGGCCCAAAAUUAUUAUUGACGACUCAACAACCUCCAUACUAGAAAACUUGAAGAUGUCUGAAGACAAGGAUGAAAUCCAUAAAUCUGUGUCUGCAGAUGAAUCUUUGGAGGUCAUGGGAAUGACAAAUACUUCAAAUGCAUUGGCAUCUGGCUCACAAAUUUCAUCUGAGAACUCAUUGGAGAAAUCGUCCGAAUCUGGUCAGAUGUCUGAAGUGUUGCUUGAACAAGACAAAUCUCAAGCGAUCACAUGCAAUGCUCUGCCAGAUUUUUCAGGAAAAAAGUUUAGCAAUCAUCUUGACCUUACUCAAAGUUCGGAUACUUCACCAUUGACUAAGAAAGGUGAAUCCUCUUCUGAAACAAAGGUUAUUGUGAAGAAAUGCAAAACCCAUGUAAAAAGGAGCAAGGCUGCUUCGAAUUUGCAAGCCAAAACAAAAAUUCCAUCUUCUGCUGUCAAGAAGGGGAAGGUGAAGGGUGUCAAGAAUCUUGAUAAACCCCCUAUGGUGGAUAACAAGUCUCAUGUUUUACCAUGUAAAACCAAAAAACCGAUCUCAAGUUCUUCAAAUAGCCGAUUUGAAGCAGUUGAGGAGAAACUCAAUGAGUUGCUGGACGCAGUUGGGGGAAUAAGCAAAAGAAGAGAUUCCACCAAGGGCUACUUGAAGCUUCUUUUGUUGACUGCUGCUUCAGGUUAUUGUGGCAGUGGUGAAGCCACCAUUCAGAGCAAUCGAGACCUUUCCAUGAUACUUGAUGCCCUGCUGAAAACAAAAUCGCGAAUGGUUUUGGUUGAUAUUAUCAACAAGAAUGGUUUACAAAUGUUGCACAACAUAAUGAAACGGUACAGAAAGGAAUUCAACAAGACCCCAAUUCUCCGAAAGCUUCUGAAGGUUUUGGAAUAUCUUGCCUACAGGAAUAUACUUACUACGGAACAUAUUACUGGAGGUCCACCUCGUCCUGGAGUGGAGAGCUUUCGGGAGUCAAUUUUGUCAUUUACAGAGCAUGAUGACAAGCAGGUUCAUCAGAUUGCUCGGAACUUUCGAGACAGGUGGAUCCCCAAGACUGUCAGGAAAAUCAGUUGCGCCAACAAUGGUAAUGAUGACCUCAGACUUGACCAUCAUCAUAAUCAGGGUACCAACUGCAACAGAUACUCGACCCGACCCGACCCACCACAUAACAACAACCAAAAGCUCCUCCUCCCCAUUAAUCCUAUUGAUGGCGUGCCUUGUAGCACAAGUUGUCCUACAAACGCGAUUAGGACUCGCAAGCGUAAGAGCCGAUGGGAUGAGGCACCUGAAACAAUGACGAAUCACGAAGAUCCUCAAAAUUCACGUUCGAUGAAUAUCGAUGUGGAUGCUCCUCCCGGUUUCUCAUUACCCGAAUGUUCGGAUUUUAUCAAGGUUUCCCUGCAAAAACGAUUCAAUUCUCGACUUCCCGUCUCUUAUGGGAUUCCCUUAGCAGUUGUACAGCAAUUUGGGUUUCCACAAGCUGAAAGGCCAAUUAGUUGGGUUGUUGCACCCGGUAUUCCUUUCCAACCUUUCCCACCUUUACCUCCUAUUUCUUCACUUGACAAGAAAGAACAUCCACACUGCACAUAUAAAGCAUCUUCGUCGGAUUUGAAAAUUGCAUGUGGAAAGAGAUCUCAGGCGUUUCAACAACCGAUGGACUUUGAUAGCUUAAAAUCUGGGGCUCAACAGAAUGAGAAAAGGCAUUGUCAGGGUCUCUGAGAGAAAUAAAUAGAGAAACGGGGUGGAUGAGAUCAGGGUCCCCGUGUAUAAAACCCAACCGAUGUAAGUAUCAAAAGAAGAACCGUGAUUGAAGUACAUCUUUAGGACGGAAACUGCGAGAAGAAUUGUCAUUGGUCUAUUAUAGAGAAGGUAUAGUAGAUAGACUGGUAAUUUCUUUAUAUAUUGUUUGCAGUAGGCAUGGUUCCCCAAUACAUGUGCAUUUCCAAUUCAAUUUGUUACUUUUUGGUGGAAUUUUGCUAUUCUUUCUCACUUUUGACAUUUAACUCCUGUUAUUGUUUCAUCCAAUCUCAUUGAUUUGGAAAUCUCACCUACAAUUGUGAUGUUGUUAAUUACAGACCUCCAUUGAUGUGGACUGGUUUAUUAAUGAAACAAACCUGGGAAUAAUGCAAUUAAUUAACUUAUUUUUGUCA